CAGCAUCCACAGCCGGAGACUUACGGAAGUGCUCAGCUCCCCUGACGUGUCAAAUCGCCAUUUUCCAUCUCGAGGAAGGAAACGCCUUGAAGAAGGAAGAAAAAUCAACUUUGUGAUUUUUUAAUUAUUUUGGUUCGUCUUUAGUUGCCACGGUAGGUACCGUCACAAGCUACAAUGGGGAGCCUUUUAUCUAUGUUCUUCAAUAUUAAGAAGGACAUGAGGAUCCUCAUGGUGGGCUUGGAUGCAGCUGGAAAGACGACAAUAUUGUACAAGCUUAAACUGGGAGAGAUUGUGACCACAAUUCCCACAAUUGGUUUUAAUGUCGAGACAGUAGAGUACAAGAACAUCAGCUUCACAGUAUGGGAUGUUGGUGGGCAAGACAAAAUUCGACCACUUUGGCGACAUUACUUCCAGAACACACAAGGUCUCAUCUUUGUUGUGGACAGCAAUGACCGAGAGCGAAUCGCAGAGGCUCGUGAAGAGCUUAUGAGAAUGUUGGCAGAGGAUGAGCUACGUGAUGCCCUUCUUUUAGUAUUUGCCAACAAACAGGACCUCCCAAAUGCCAUGAAUCCUGCUGAACUCACAGACAAGAUGGGACUUCACACUCUAAAACAAAGAAAAUGGUACAUCCAGGCAACUUGUGCCACUUCUGGGGAUGGUCUCUACGAAGGACUAGAUUGGUUGUCCCAUCAGCUAAGACAAAAAUAAUUGCAUGCUAUCUAAAAAUUACCCACACCUCUGCUCGUAAUUUAGUCUUUCGCCAACAAAGGGCAGAGGUUGGGCUGUUCUAGUCUUGUAAAUGUAUUUUUUAUGUAAAUACAAAUAUAUUCGGUAAUGGGUGGCUUUUUGCACUCUGACAAAUCAUACAGUGGUUAUCUCUCUUUCUGGCUGUCAGGCAGCCAUAUGUGCAUUGAAUAUGAAAAUGGAGGAUGGGAUUAAAUAUUACCAGCACAUUUCAGAUUCAGGAUGUCAAUGCAACGUGAGCAUUUAUUAUGCAGGGCUUUAAAGUUAAAAAAAUGAACUGAACACUGAUGUACUGUUUGCAACUACUGUGGUUACUUUAAACAGUGACAACAUGUACUGCUAAGCCAAAUUACUAUUAUGUUAACACUGGUAUGACCUUUUUUUUAUUAACUGCACUUCAAGAACCUGUCUUUGAACAUGUAACUAGCCUUUGAGGUACAUUAUGUUAUGAUGCAAUCAUUUUAUAUCUAUCAGUUUUAUAGGUGAUUUAAAGGUGAGUCAGCUUUGUAUUUUUAUAUUUACAAGACUCAGGUUUAUCCAACAUUGCCUUUGAAAUUAUUAAAAUGAUAAGUAGUCUUUAAGGAAAUGCAUAUUAACUGAGUGUUUAUAUCAUCAGUUUGCACUGAAACUACUACCCACUACUGACAACUCAUUUCAUAUCCAUGUAACCUAAAUGUGUGUUGGGUUGUUUUAUUGAGAGUUUAACACUAAAUUAGCUGUAUUGUCUUCACCAAAUGCUUUUACUAGCAGGCCAUGCAUUUUCUAUGGUAUAAUAGCUUAUUUUUAUCGUGGUACAAGUAAAAUGCCAGCUAAAUGUUUAACAGGGUGCCAAUAUUUUCUCCAUAAGGGCAUAUAAGGUCAGACAUUUGGCUUUUAAUACAAGACAUGAUGCCAUAUAUUUUCAUGCAAGGUUUAGGUGUUUUUCUACUGCUCGGAAGAUGUCUUAUAGAUACAUUUAAUAACUGGGUCAAACUGCCUUGAUAUUUAAAAACUGUUGAUCUUUACAAUGUCUGUUUUCUAUUUAAAGUUUCUGUUUUGUAAGGGAAAUUGAUGUAAUUAAAGAAUCAAAAUAAACAACGACUGCAGUGAUUUUU
Molecule: messenger RNA, 1838 nt
Organism: Cheilinus undulatus (humphead wrasse)
Lineage: Eukaryota; Metazoa; Chordata; Actinopteri; Labriformes; Labridae
Gene: arf1
Product: ADP-ribosylation factor 1
Exons: 5
Coding region: 175-708 (177 amino acids)
Biological process (GO): vesicle-mediated transport; intracellular protein transport
Cellular component (GO): plasma membrane; cytoplasm
Molecular function (GO): GTP binding; GTPase activity
Source: RefSeq, a predicted model, not a curated record